Cyprinus carpio (common carp) is the source of this 4584-nucleotide messenger RNA. Its product is annotated as A disintegrin and metalloproteinase with thrombospondin motifs 13-like. Gene Ontology annotation, molecular function: metalloendopeptidase activity. NCBI's taxonomy places the organism in Eukaryota, Metazoa, Chordata, Actinopteri, Cypriniformes, Cyprinidae. The record is from RefSeq and is a predicted model, not a curated record. Gene Ontology annotation, cellular component: extracellular matrix. Gene Ontology annotation, biological process: proteolysis; extracellular matrix organization.
GCGUCUGCCUUAGGUCAGUUCAGGUUAUGGAGGACACCUCUGGGGUCAGAGGUCACACAUCUGGAGCUAGCAGUGGUGGUGGGUCCAGAUGUCUAUGAUGUUCAUAGGCAAGACACUGAGAGAUACAUCCUAACCAACCUCAACAUCGCCUCUGAGCUUCUUAGAGAUGUUACUCUCGGUGCCAAUAUAAGAGUUCAUCUUGUCCGUAUGGUCAUUCUCACAGAGCCAAAGCCAGACAUCCAGAUCUCCGAAAACAUCACUUCUUCUCUAAAAAGUGUGUGCGAGUGGGGUCAGAAGGUCAACCCUGAUGCUGACACUGACCCUUUACAUGCAGAUCUGCUGUUAUACAUUACCAGGUUGCAUCUCUUUGACCACAUUAAGUUUGAUUUGGUGUUACCCAAUGGGAAUAAGCUUGUGAGAGGUGUGACACAGCUGGGCGGAGUCUGUUGCUCUCAAUGGAACUGUGUGAUUACAGAGGAUACAGGCUUUAAUCUUGCCAUCACCAUCUCUCAUGAGAUUGGCCACAGUUUUGGCAUAAAUCAUGAUGGAAUAGACAACACAUGCAGCUCCAGUGGGUUUAUGAUGGCAUCUGAUGGAGGUUAUAACAGUGUUGAUCUCACAUGGUCCCAGUGCAGCAGAGCUCAGCUCCCCAACUUCUUCAGUGCUGGGAAGGCAGAGUGUGUGAAGGAUGUGCUGGUGCUGGGCGGUUCAGUGCAGGACAGGAGGCCUGGUCUCUUCUAUGGAGUGGAUGAUCAGUGCCGUAUAGCGUUUGGCAGCUCGGCUACUGCUUGCUCUUUCACUAAUGAUGAUAUGUUGAGUAAGCUAGCAACCUGUCGUGUUUUGUCCUGCCAUAUCAACCCUCGUGACCGCAGCUCAUGCACCUAUUUUCUUGUUCCACUUUUGGACGGGACAGAGUGUGGGCCCAGUCAGUGGUGUUUAAAGGGCCGGUGUGUGUCUCCUUCUACUUUGGGUUCCUCCAUGAUGGUUCACGGCUCAUGGUCUUCAUGGUCUGAAUUCUCUGUCUGCUCAAGAACAUGUGGAGGAGGAAUCACUUACCGCAGGAGACAGUGCAACAACCCCAGGCCAGCCUUUGGUGGUACCGUGUGUAAAGGACAGGACACAGAAGCUGAACUUUGUAAUCAGGAGGUAAUAGGCGCCAAUCGACUGGAGUUCAUGUCUCAGCAGUGCUCAGCCACAGACCAGCAGCCUCUGUCAGUGUCUCCAGACUCCAGCUCAGUCUACACCUGGAUCCCUGCUGUCGGCUACAGCUCAGGUGAUGCUCAGUGUAAACUGAUGUGUCGCUCAUGAGAGCAGGACUUCAUGGUGAGUCGUGGGUCUCAGUUCAUCGAUGAGAUGUGGUGUGAAGCUGCUCAUACUGCACCACGUGGUUCCAUUUCUGCCUGUCUGGGAGGAAAGUGCCAGCUGUUUGGCUGUGAUGGAGUAAUGCAUUCUGGGAAGGUGGAGGAUGUGUGUGGGGUGUGUGGGGGCAAUGGUUUCACCUGUCAGUUCAUCUCAAACACCUAUUCAAGUGGAGAAGCUGGAGAGUAUGUCACAUUCCUCAGUCUUCCUCUGAACGCCUCUCAGGUUCAUGUGAUUAACACAAAGCCGGUUUUUACACACCUUGCGGUGUUGUUAAAUGAUAAAUAUGUGGUGUCUGGAGAUGGAAGCCCAGGCCUGAGCAUCACAUACCCCUCACCUCUGGAGAAGAGCCCCAUAAUCUAUAACCUGUUCCUUACACUGGACCAUCUGCCUCAAAAUGAAGAGCUCACCAUCUCUGGAACAAUCACAGACAAAAUCCACAUACAGUUGGUGUUUCGAAAAUACGGGCAAGAGUAUGGAGACCUUACCACCCCAAACAUCUCAUACCAGUACUACUCUUCUGAAGCUGUUUCACUGGAGAGAGCUGCUGAAGGCAGAUGGUCCACUGUCAUAUCUGCCUUCUCCGUGACCUGCAGCACAGGCAUCCAGAAAAUCAGUCAGCACUGUGUGGAUGGUCUCUCACUCAAGUGUCUGGAAGAUGAGCUCUGUAGUAGUUCACCCCUCAAACACCAGAUCAGCUGCAGCCCUGCUUCCCCCGACUGCCCACCCAGUUGGGAUGUCGGUGAGUUUGGGCCCUGCAGCGCCCCCUGUGGCGUGGGAGAGGGAGUGCGCUCUGUCACAUGUGUUCAGAAGCAGGGUACGGUGAAAGCGGAGCUGCCUGACUCAGACUGUACGCUUGACUCGAAACCUCAAACCACUGAGACCUGCAACCCCCAAAUCUGCCCUGCCAGAUGGCAGGUGUCCGAGCCUGGCGAGUGUUCGGCUGUGUGUGGACCCGGGGAGGCUCAGAGAACAGUGUCGUGUGUCUGCUCCCAUCAUGGAUCUGACUCUGAGGUUGACCAAAACCUGUGCUCUGAACCCAAACCGCCAGAACACGUUCCCUGUGUGGUGGACGUUUGUCCUGUCGGCUGGGAUUCCCAAAGAGAGCUGAUCCGUGCAGACACCCGUGUAAUGCCCCACUCCAGAAUGGCUCCAGUUUAUGUUUGGAGUCCUGUGAUUGGCCAGUGCUCAAAGACCUGUGGGAAUGGAUCUCAGCAGGUUUGGUUCUCCUGUGUGGAUCACCAAUCACGUCUAGAAGUCCCAGAGUUCCUUUGUGAUCGUACCAGUAAACCAGAGAUGUACGCCCAGCCCUGUAGCCUAUCAGUAUGUCCUGCUACGUGGCAGGCGGGAGAGCAGGGUGAGUGUUCGGUGUCGUGCGGGAUGGGUGUAGCUGUGAGGAGUGUGUGAUGUGUUCAGUAUGAAGGAGGAAUAGAGAGGGUUGUGGAGGAGGACCGGUGUGACCCAGGAAACAAGCCUCCCGUCACUGCACCAUGCUUCACACAAGUCUGUUCUUUCCACUGGGACGUGCAUGAAUGGAGUGAGUGCUCAGUGUCAUGUGGCGAUGGGAUCCAGUCUCGGACCGUGUCCUGCAUGGGCCCAUCCAGCCCUCUUCCUGUCAGUCCCUUUCUUUGCUUAAACUUGCCAAAACCCAUCACCAUCCAGGCCUGCUAUAGCCCUGACUGUUCCUCAGCUCAGACCUCCACACCAGAGCCCAGCAGCACUCACAUGCAGUCAGAGCCCCGGAGAGGAGAGGGGACAUGGAGAACCACACCAGCACCAGCUCCAGACAUGAUGAAAAGUACCAUGAGCUCAACAACAGAACCACCACAGACCAGUUUCUGUUGGCAACUCCUGCUUCAAGACUUAGGAACUAUUGAUCUGCGCAACAUCACUCAGGCGAGGUGUAUAUUUGCUAUUGGCUGACCUCUUGAUGAGGUUAUUCAGAUCAAAAUCAUAUCCAGCACUCUAAACUGCCGGCAGAAGGAGAAUAUCGCCCUGUACGACAGACUCAUCCUGAUGCGUCUCUGUGAGAGGAUGACCAGUAAAACACUGAAAUCACGAUCAAAUGUGCUACUGGUGCGUCAGAGCCGCCUGACCCCUGGCAAUGGAGUGCUGCUAUUUUAUCAGAGCAUAAAGAACAAAAAAAGCCACCAUGGAGGGUGUGACGUUCAGCUGUUCUCUCCGUCUGGGCUCAUUGAGAAUCCGAUCAAGAGCGCAGCCACCUCUAACACUCAGAGCUGUCGCGUGUUCAUCGAUGCUCCACCUGCUUUCAGGAUUCAGAUCAGAGCGCUUUCUGUGCUCAACAACACCGAUACAAACUCCACUUACAUACUGAUCCGGGAUGUGGAUGCCUUAAAGACGACCAUCUUCAGAGGGACUCGGCUCUUCCUGUGGAGCUCCUCAGGAAGCAGGGCUGAAGUGGAAUUCCAUGGGAAGUACCAGCAAAUCAAGGGCAUGUUCAGGGCCGAGUAUUCAUACAUUAACCCUUCUGAAAAACAACCAGUGUAGUAGAGAGCUUCUGGUCCAUAAAGAGCCUUGGGGCAUUUAAAAAUCAUCCUCAAUAUAAUUUAGCACAACUGAUUCAGAACAGAUGAUAGGAUUUAUUAACUUUAUAUCAAAGAUAUAAUCAUGUCAGUUUUUAAUAUCAUUUAAAAACUAAAAACAGACAAUUUACUGUUUAUAUAAGUGCUUUUGUAUAUAUAACGCGUCAAGUUUACUGCUAAUCAGCACAAAAUAAAUAACAAUUAUAAUUUUUUUAUAUUUUAGUGAUUCAGAAAAAGUCCAUAUGGCUCUAAAUUGAGCAUAGCAGUCCUACUCACCAUUUGUGAAACUACCGUGGAACUUUUAAAAGUAUACUUUGUUUUUACAUGUGCAUUAGUGUAUGUGCACAGUCGAACGGACAGCCUUUUAAAGUGUAGAAAGCAUGUGCAAACACAUGCACAUGUGCUCUGGAAACAUUCAUCCUCUUGCAGUGUCUGCACUUUUUCUUCCCAAUAGUUAUGAGCAAUAAAAAUGGGUUUAAAGUAGAGUUGCAGGUAUGUUGUAAUGCCCUCACAUAAGCGCUCAUUAAUGUGGGCAUAUAUGUUUUUUGCCACCUUCAGUAGUUUUUUGUCAUUUUUGAGUUAGUAAGGAUUCUUUAUUUGUCACACACAUUUAAUGUCAUGCAAUGUAGGGAAAUGGUUUUCCUCUAGUUUCGCAUCCCACAAUGCAACAAUACAAACCAGU